Messenger RNA from Pyrenophora tritici-repentis Pt-1C-BFP, 1062 nucleotides. RefSeq lists its product as uncharacterized. The record is from RefSeq and is a predicted model, not a curated record. Gene Ontology annotation, molecular function: 2-oxoglutarate-dependent dioxygenase activity. Lineage: Eukaryota; Fungi; Ascomycota; Dothideomycetes; Pleosporales; Pleosporaceae.
AUGCCAGGCGCCGGCGACGCACCACCCAUUCUCGAUUUUUCAAAAUUCUACCAUAGCGAUACUGCAUCAAGAAGCAAGCUCGUGGAGGAGGUGAAGAAUUGUUGUUUACACAAUGGCUUCUUCCAAAUCACAGGGCACAAAGUGCCAGUCGAGUUGCAAAAGAAGAUGAUGGAUUGGAACAAGAAGUUUUUCAAUCUGCCGUUAGAAGAGAAGAAUAAAGUGAACAAAGACACAACCAACACAUGGAACCGAGGCUACGAGCUCAUGAAGUCUCAGAUCCUCGAAGAAGGCACCUCCCCCGAACUAAAAGAAGGCUUCUACAUCGGCGACGAAAUCUCAACAUCACACCCCUACUUCGUCAAUAAGAAGCUCAACUCAGGACCAAACAUGUGGCCUUCACCCUCCUCUCUCCCCGACGUAGACGACUUCAAAGCCAUAGCGCUUGAAUACUAUAGCCAAGUCGUACAGCUCGCGAAAGAUAUCCUAAAAGUACUAGCACUCACCCUCGACCUCCCAGAAGACUACUUCGACGAAUACGCCAGCGGCGCCGUAGCAACAAUGCGCCUCCUGCACUACCCGUCGCAGCCCCCUGAUAGCCCCGCUAAGCUCACUCGCGGCAUCGGCGCGCACACAGACUUCGGCUGCAUUACCAUCCUCCUGCAAGACACCGUCUCCGGCCUGCAGGUCUACGAUUACACGACCAAAGAGUGGCUGGACGUGACGCCCACGCCAGGCGCCUUUGUCGUGAACCUCGGGAACCUGAUGAUGCGGUGGAGCAACGACCGGUACAUAUCCAAUUUACAUCGUGUUAUCAAUGUUAGUGGGGAGGAGAGGUAUAGUAUUCCCGUGUUCUUUUCUGGAAAUCCGGACUAUGUGGUUGAGUGUUUGCCGAAUUGUAAGGCGGAGGGGGAACAGGCGAAGUGGAAGCCGAUUACGGUGGAGCAGGCGAUUAAGGAGGGAUACGCAGACUCUUAUGGGAGGGCGGAGAGGUGGAAGAGGGAAGAGGAGGAGAGGAAGAAGGGGGAGGUGUUGGUAAGGAGUGAGGAGGUUGCUGUUGCUUAG